GGUGCAGUCCUGGAGCGUCCCUGGGACGGUGGAGUCAGCACGGUCCCGUGCUGGAGGGCAGCCCCGAACAAGGGUGGGGGGAAGCCCAAGGGCUGGGUCCCAAGGCCGGGGGGCCUAGAGGGCCUAGGGGGCCUCAGGUAGCCCUGGGUCCCACUUAAGUCUGGAGUGAUCUGGGGCACAGUGGAGCCCGUUGAGGAGGCUGGGCCCCGGGAAGAUGGGGAGAUCUGUGAGGGAGCUGCGCUUCUAAUUGCCGAGUUCCCCCAGGACAUGGAGAAGGAGCAGGAGACUCUGCAAGCCUGGAAGGAGCGAGUGGGGCAGGAGCUGGACCGAGUGGUGGCUUUCUGGAUGGAGCACUCCCAUGACCAGGAGCAUGGGUGUGGAUGUAUUGUCGCCUGUACCGCAAGCUCGAGCGCUUCCGCCUCCCUGAGCUUCUGGAUUCAGCUAAAGCAGGUGGUGAAUUCUUGCUGCGUCAUGCCCGAGUGGCACCUCCUGGGAAGAAGUGUGCCUUUGUGUUGACACGGGACGGCCGCCCUGUCAAGGUGCAGAGGACCAUCUUCAGCGAGUGUUUCUACACCAUGGCCAUGAACGAGCUGUGGCGGGUGACAGGGGAAGCGCGUUACCAGAGCGAAGCGGUGGAGAUGAUGGACCAGAUCGUGCACUGGGUGCGAGAGGACCCGUCAGGGCUUGGCCGGCCCCAGCUCCCGGGGACCCCGGCCUCGGAGUCCAUGGCGGUGCCCAUGAUGCUGCUUAGCCUAGUGGAGCAGCUUGGGGAGGCGGACGAGGAGCUAGCAGGCAACUACAUGGAGCUGGGCAACUGGUGUGCCCAGAGGAUCCUUCAGCACGUCCAGAGGGAUGGGCAGGCUAUACUGGAGAACGUGUCAGAGGGCGGCGAGGAACUUUCUGGUUGCCUGGGGAGACACCAGAACCCAGGCCACGCGCUGGAAGCUGGCUGGUUCUUACUCCGUCACGCCACCCGGAAAGGUGACCCAGAACUUCGAGCCCAUGUUAUUGAGAAGUUCCUAUUGUUGCCUUUCCGCUCUGGAUGGGACCCUGACCACGGAGGCCUCUUCUACUUCCAGGAUGCCGACGGCCUUUGCCCCACCCAGCUUGAGUGGGCCAUGAAGCUCUGGUGGCCACACAGCGAAGCCAUGAUUGCCUUCCUCAUGGGCUACAGUGACAGUGGGGACCCUGCCUUACUACAGCUCUUCUACCAGGUGGCUGAGUACACCUUCCGCCAGUUUCGCGAUCCAGAGUUCGGGGAAUGGUUUGGCUACCUGAACCGUGAGGGGAAGGUCGCCCUCACCAUCAAGGGGGGUCCUUUCAAAGGCUGCUUCCACGUGCCACGGUGCCUAGCCAUGUGCGAGGAGAUGCUGGGAGCCCUGCUGAGCCGCCUUGCCUUGGCCCCGGCCCCCGGCGCCCGGUUUCCGCCCGCUGUCCCCGCCCGCCAAGGAGCGGAAUAAAGCUGAGCCUACUCCACU
Messenger RNA from Equus caballus (horse), 1478 nucleotides. The record is from RefSeq and is a predicted model, not a curated record. NCBI's taxonomy places the organism in Eukaryota, Metazoa, Chordata, Mammalia, Perissodactyla, Equidae.